AUGGUAGUUCGAUAGGGAUGUUAAAGUAGUUUGUUUUUUUACUGUUUCAUACUGGCUCGAUAUGAGCUCGAUAUGAGUUCGAUGUGAGCUCGAUGGAGCUCGACAUCAGCAUUUUAUGAUGGUUUUUGCUAAUUUUUUUAUCGUACUCUCUUUUGCAGCAUAUUGAUGCGGCAGAACACAUGCUUCGUAUGCGUCGCAAGUAUUUUCCCAAUAUAUAUCGACAGAAUGCAGUUGUGAUGAACAGUUAUUUCUCACAAGUGAUACCUGCCCGAUAUGAUCAGUUCAAGAAAACAGCCGACAAAACAAAGUAUUAUUGGGAUGCUGACAUUAUGUCCAUGUUGACCGGCAUCGAGCAGCAGUUUCUGGCAUCUUGGGGAGGAGUUGAGGAUGUAUAUUGGUGCCAGAACUAUGGACAACAACAUUGGUUUGCCAUUGAGGCUUCCAUUUCUAGUUGGACUCUGACUGUUUACGAUUCAGACAACUCGGUGAUUAGUGACGCAAAGCUUGAGGAUAUUAUGAGUCCAUGGUGCUUUAUGCUACCUUCUCUGUUAAUGCAGAGUAAACUGUUUACUGAUAGCUUGAUGUUGAAGAUUCCAUCAGCAGGAAAUAGGCCGCAUCAGUUCACAUUGCGUCGCAAACAGAAACACGAGCUCCCUCAGUCAAAGAGAAGUGGGGAUUGUGGUGUGUAUGCUAUCAAGUAUAUUGAGCAUCUAAUGGUCGGUCUUCCAUUGGAAGCUAUCUGCGAUGAAAAUAUGGAGGUGUUCAGGAACAAGUGGACCACAGACUUAUGGUAUCAAAAUUUGUUACCUUGAUGAUUGUAUAUAUACAGGGUCUUUACAUGUACAGUUUGUUGUUCACAUUUUUUUAUAACUUUCAUGGGCUGUUAUCGAGCUAAUAUCAAGCUAUAUCGAACUGUUAUUGAAUUAUCAAAAUUUGUUACCUUCAUAAAAAGAGUUUAUUAAUACAACAAGUUCAAAUGGGAAAAAAGAGUUUAAAGCCUA
Molecule: messenger RNA, 1001 nt
Organism: Humulus lupulus (European hop)
Lineage: Eukaryota; Viridiplantae; Streptophyta; Magnoliopsida; Rosales; Cannabaceae
Exons: 2
Coding region: 180-812 (210 amino acids)
Biological process (GO): proteolysis
Molecular function (GO): cysteine-type peptidase activity
Source: RefSeq, a predicted model, not a curated record